Molecule: messenger RNA, 2505 nt
Organism: Oldenlandia corymbosa var. corymbosa
Lineage: Eukaryota; Viridiplantae; Streptophyta; Magnoliopsida; Gentianales; Rubiaceae
Source: the annotation of a GenBank genome assembly
AUGAAACUCCCUGAAGGAACACUGACCAUAUUUAAAAAACAAAAAUCAACCCAAGAAGAACAGUCCCCUGUUCAAAGUCCAAGGCCCCACAACUUGGGGAGGAAACCAAAGAGAAAGAAGAGCACGCCGACAGGAAAUCCAAAGCAACUUGUGGUUGCUGAUGACAAUGAUUCGGCUGAUGAUAAGAAACCCAAAAGGAAAAGAACGAAACCUGAGAACAAACUGAUCAUUGGUCAAGAUCCACAGCCAAUCAGUUCUGAAGAUUCUGUCAAGAAAUUUGAGACUAGGAUGACAUCAAACCAUCUCUUCCAACCCAUCACUGAAAUCAAUAAACCAACAGAUCUUACAAAAGAGCCAGAUGCGCCUUAUGUAGUUUUCUGGCAACAAGUCCCAUUGAAUGGCAACAAUGUACUGGAUAUCAAACAGGAAGAUGUUGUUGCUAUACUUGAUCUUCCUCGUGGACCCAAACCAGUGGAAGAAUUCAAACAGAACGAUCCCGCUAUAACGGACCACGCUGAGAUGGUGGAUGCAUUCAAGAAAAGAAUGGGAUACAGUAAUAAAUUCCUGCCAACGAGAUCCACGACGGCACAAUUAAUUGCUGGUCGAAAAGAUUUUGGUGAUGACUUCAAACGAGAUUUUCUGGUCUUCGUUGUGAGCACAUUCCUACAUGGAAACACCACCUCCAGGAUCAUAAUGAACAUCCUGAAGCCCCUUUUGAACAUGAAUGAGGUGACAGAAUACAAUUGGUGUCAAUAUGUGAUUGAUACACUGGUCAAAGGAUGCAAAAGUCACCACGAUGGGAAACUAUUCACUGAACCUAUCACUUUUUUCUGGUGUGAGUAUGAGAGAGCACAUCUGAGGUCAUUCCCUGUGAUCAAAUGUUGGGAUCAAAAGAUACUGGACGACAGAUUAAGACUUCAGGGAAACAAUUUCACAAAUGACCUUGCUGCUCUUUAUGAAAAAUUCUACCAAUUGAUUAUCACGAUGAGCAAAACUGUUUUAGACAUACGUGAGAAGGAAAUGGAGUUAAAAAUCGAACCAGAUGAACAAGCAAAGAAAAUAAUCAAGAUCCUAACAGAUGCAAUGGUGUCGAUGAGUAGAAAGAUGUCUCCGCCUCCAGUGGGGAAAUCCGUGCCUACUUCAAAAGAAGUGGUGGUUGAUGAACAACAAACUCAACCACAAGAAAAGAAGAGAUCCCAUCAAGAUUCCACCGGCUGGGAUUCAGGUGUGACAUCCACCUAUACCAGAAGGUCGAGAAGCACUGGUACCAGGAAAAGGAAAGUAUUCAAAGACCCAACUAUCCCACACUUUAACCUGGGUAUCUUCUCCAGUCAGGAAGACAGUUACGAGACAACCCAGGAGAAGAACACUGAGGAAGAUAUCACAGGAAGUGUUGAUUUGGAUAAAGAUGUCAAUGAGACUAUAGAAGCAGAAGAAUAUCCAGUACCAUCUGCACUCGACGAAACAAAGAAUCCCACUCCUUCCAUCGAUGAAAUCAUAAGAACAGCCAGUGCACCAGCUUCAAAAUCAUUAAGUGAUACCGAAAAACUAGAGAUGAUUGCCGUUGCUGCAGAACAAGUUGAGAAGAACUCAAAGGUGGUUGAAGCAGUCCCUUUAAGCAUAAUUACACCCGAUUGGAAUAUUGCUUCUACCACGGGUGGUCUACUGAUGUUGGAGAAAAAUGAGUGUACCACGCCACCGGCUGCAAUCUCAAAGGAAGCUAAUGAGCUUGAUGAAGAGUUAACAAAGACAGUGGAAAAGAUCCUCAAUGAAAAACCUAAGAGGAGAAAUCCACCAAGAGUCCGCCGGUUGCCCGAACGGUUUAGGUCGCCAUUCAUGCUGCAGAAGAAAAACAAGAAAAAAUUCAUACAGUGGACAGAGGAGAAGAAGAAAAUGACCCAAGAAGAAGCCCUGUUGAUAGACUUCGCUCUCUUGCAGAGACAAGAAGAAAUAGUUAAAUCAGGACAGGACAGGACAUGGAUAGAAAACAGCAUCAUAGAUGCUUGGGCUGUCAUCCUAAACAAAGAAGAAGCUAAGAGUGACUCCCCAAGACGGAUAUUCUUUGGUGUUUCGUCAUUUGGCAGUAACAAAGAGGAAAUCGAGUUCACAUUCUAUGAGAGGUUGGGUCUUGAGCUAGAAGAACAAGGCCUUACUGUAGCAUCCCUGUUAACGGCAAAAGCUAUCUACUUCCCAAUAUACUACCAAGACCAUUACUUCUUGUAUGUGUUGCUGGUUGAAGAAAAGAAAGUGCUUUUCCUCAACAAUAUUCAUGCAAAAGAUCUGGACUACUACAAGCCAACGAAAGAUCUACUUUUUCGGUUCUUCAAAAGCUACGUUGCAUGCGUGUUUCCAAGCAUAGAACUGGUCAGUGCUCAGUACACCUUCACAGAGGUUACGCUACCAUCACAUAAGGACAAAACGCCGAAUGCGGAAGAUUGUGGAAUAUACACAAUGCACCACAUGGAGUGGUAUGAUGGUGGUGAGUACGAGGAUGGUACUACUUAG